Molecule: messenger RNA, 540 nt
Organism: Prunus mume (Japanese apricot)
Lineage: Eukaryota; Viridiplantae; Streptophyta; Magnoliopsida; Rosales; Rosaceae
Source: RefSeq, a predicted model, not a curated record
UACAUUCAAUUCAAAAGCACAAUACUUGUUUCUCUUCCUGACAUCACAAAAUGCAAAGGAGCUCUCACCACUACAAACAUAACAUUGGAGAAAGGCUACAGAUUCUCAGUGUACAAAGCAAGACAGAGGGAACAAAUCGUGGUCUUAGGCGCAGUUGUAUGGUCUCCUCAUCAUCCCCUAGGCCUCGAGUGCAGGCAUGCACCUGCACGAAUCGUCCCAGGCUGAAUCGCUGUAGCCCGCACGGGUAUGCAGUGCCGGGGGCUGAGAAGUGGAGGAGGAACAAUGCAAACAAGGAGGUGUUAAGGAGGGCGUUGGGAUCUACACCAAACCGAAGCUUAAGUCUUCGGUGGUGGAAUUUCCAACCAACGCCUAGUCGGCUCUCUAACAUGUCUAUGGCUUAAAGGAGGAGCUAGCUGCAAAAAAAAUUCAUGUUUUUGUACGUACGUAAAAAAGAUUGGGCUUGUAAUUUAUUUCUGUUAUUCUUUAGAGGAUAUUAUUCACCAAUCUGUGAUUUUGACCGUGAAAGAUUCUUGUCUAUCC